This is a messenger RNA of Culex pipiens pallens (northern house mosquito), 1648 nucleotides long. Its product is annotated as vertebrate ancient opsin-like. Bases 85 to 1572 code for a protein of 495 amino acids. The transcript has 6 exons. The record is from RefSeq and is a predicted model, not a curated record. Gene Ontology annotation, cellular component: membrane; photoreceptor outer segment. NCBI's taxonomy places the organism in Eukaryota, Metazoa, Arthropoda, Insecta, Diptera, Culicidae. Gene Ontology annotation, biological process: G protein-coupled receptor signaling pathway. Gene Ontology annotation, molecular function: G protein-coupled receptor activity.
GGUGCAACACUAGUCAAUGGCCAAUGGAAGCAGCCUGCCGAAAAUGCCCCACCACCUUGUCCACCGCUCCACCCCGUCGGAGUAAUGUUGGCCAACCUGGGCGUGGCGACCGCCGUGACGACCGCGAGUCCCACGGGCAGCAGCCCGACCGGCACUAGCUCAGCGGCGACGUCCGCCACCUCCCCGAGCAACGUCAGCGGCCACAAUGUCGGCGGGUUCCUCAUGCCGGUCAUCAUCGUGGCCACGGGAACGACAACGACGAUCGUCCCGGGACCAGACCAGUGGCCACCGGGGGACCUGAUGCCCCCGUGGGCGUACGUCGCCACCGCCGUCGUGCUCUUUUUCAUCGGAUUUUUCGGGUUCUUCCUGAACCUGUUUGUGAUAGCACUCAUGUGCAAGGAGGUGCAGCUUUGGACCCCGAUGAACAUCAUCCUGCUGAACCUGGUGUGCUCGGACUUUUCCGUCUCGAUCGUCGGCAAUCCGUUCACGCUGUCGUCGGCCAUCUCGCACCGGUGGCUGUUUGGCCGGAAGCUGUGCGUCGCGUACGGCUUCUUCAUGUCCCUGCUGGGCAUAACGUCGAUCACGACGCUGACGGUGCUGUCGUACGAGCGGUUCUACCUCAUCAGUCGGCCGUUCUCGUCCCGGAGCCUGUCCCGGCGGGGGGCGCUCGGGGCCGUCCUGCUCAUCUGGUGUUACUCGUUUGCCUUAACCUCGCCGCCCCUCUUCGGGUGGGGUGCGUACGUCAGCGAAGCGGCCAACAUCAGCUGUUCCGUCAACUGGGAAACGCAAACCCUAAACGCCACCACCUACAUCAUCUAUCUGUUUGUGUUUGGCCUGGUGGUGCCCCUGACGAUCAUCGUGUACAGCUACACCAACAUCAUUGUCAACAUGAAAAAGAACGCAGCCCGCGUCGGCCGGAUCAACCGGGCGGAGAAGCGAGUCACGACGAUGGUGGCCGUAAUGGUGAUCGCCUUCAUGGUGGCCUGGACGCCGUACUCGGUGUUUGCCCUGGUGGAGCAGUUCGGACCACCGGAUGUGAUCGGACCUGGGUUGGCCGUGUUGCCAGCGCUGAUCGCCAAGUCCAGCAUCUGCUACAAUCCGAUCAUCUACGUCGGCAUGAACACGCAGUUUCGGGCGGCAUUCAACCGGGUUCGGAACCACGACCCGGGCGACUUGGCCAACACGACCACCAACCAGAAGGAACUGACGCGGAGCAGUCGGGACGUGGCGGUGGACUGCAGUUUUGACUUUUGUCGGAAGAAGAACCGGCUGAAGAUGAAGCUACACAACAGCAUCCACCGGAGUGCGGCCAUCAAGGCGGGUCGACCGCCGUCGCCACAUUCCGAAAGCGAACGGAGCAGCAGUGGGGCCACCCAGGAGCGAUCGACGCGGGUGCAGACCAUGCUGAACGCCACCGUUGACUCGAGGUCAAUUAGUGGCAGCACGGCCAAACUGAUGAAGUCCGACUUUGAGCUGUCCGUUAUCAACAGCGGGCUGCUUACAGGAUCCCUCGGGUUAGAUAGGAGGACGCAUGGUCGGAUUGGGCAGUCGACUGAAUCGAUCAUAGUGUAGUUUAAAUUACUGUUGAAUUCUAAGUACUUCUCCUAAAUUUAUUAAAUGUAGCAAAAAAUAUUCCCAGCGUAUUUAU